CCGGGGAGGGGGCUGUGGCAAAUCCCGGUGGGACCGGAGACCAUUCCACGUUUGCAGACGCUGCGCAUCCGCCGGACCCACGCACCCGCGCGUCCCCACUCCUCACCCGUCGCCCGAUGGCAUCCGGGACCCGGCUCUGGCGGUCCCUGCCGCCGCCUCUGCUCCUGCUGCUGCUCUGGGUGACCGGGCAGGCGGCGCCCGUGGCGGGCCUGGGCGCCGAUCCUGAGUUGCAGAUCGAGCGGCGCUUCGUGCCCGAGGACUGCCCGCGCGCCGUGCGCAGCGGCGACUUCGUGCGCUACCACUACGUGGGCACCUUCCCCGACGGCCGCAAGUUCGACUCCAGCUAUGACAGAGACUCUACAUUCAACGUGUUCGUGGGGAAAGGACAGCUGAUCACAGGGAUGGACCAGGCUCUCAUUGGGAUGUGUGUAAAUGAGAGGCGAUUCGUGAAGAUUCCCCCAAAGCUAGCCUACGGAAGUGAGGGCGUGUCUGGUGUGAUUCCCCCAAACUCUCUGCUUCAUUUUGAUGUACUUCUGAUAGACAUUUGGAAUGCAGAAGACCAGGUCAAGAUUCACACUUAUUUCAAGCCCCCCACAUGCUCUCGGACGAUCCAGGUGUCAGAUUUUGUUAGGUACCACUAUAACGGGACAUUCUUGGAUGGCACACUGUUUGACUCCAGUCACAAUCGCAUGAGAACCUAUGACACAUAUGUGGGCAUUGGCUGGCUGAUUCCUGGCAUGGAUACGGGGCUGCUGGGCAUGUGUGUGGGGGAAAAGCGAGUCAUCACUAUUCCUCCUUUCCUGGCCUAUGGAGAACAAGGAGAUGGGAAGGACGUCCCUGGACAGGCGUCCCUGGUGUUCGAUGUGGUGCUGCUGGACCUCCACAACCCCAAGGAUGGCAUCACGGUGGAGAACACAGAGGUGCCUGCGGACUGCGUGCGGCGCAGCCGGAGCGGAGAUUUCCUCAGGUACCACUACAACGGCUCCCUGCUUGACGGCACUGCCUUUGACUCCAGCUACUCGAGGAACCGCACCUUCGACACAUACAUUGGGCAGGGCUAUGUGAUUCCUGGGAUGGAUGAAGGCUUGCUGGGCGUCUGCAUUGGGGAGAGGAGAAGGAUCGUGGUCCCCCCUCACCUGGCCUAUGGAGAGGAGGGGAGAGGAAACAUUCCAGGUUCGGCUGUGCUGGUGUUCGAUGUGCAUGUGAUUGACUUCCACAACCCCUCUGACUCCAUCAACAUCACCUCCCACUACAAGCCCCCGGACUGCUCAGUGCGGAGCAAGAAGGGUGACUACCUCAAGUACCACUACAAUGCCUCCCUUCUGGAUGGGACUCUGCUGGACUCCACGUGGAGUUUAGGCAGGACUUACAACAUCGUGCUGGGGUCUGGUCAGGUGGUCCUGGGGAUGGACAUGGGCCUCCGGGAAAUGUGCGUGGGUGAGAAGAGAACUGUGAUCAUCCCACCACACCUGGGCUACGGGGAGGCCGGCGUGGAUGGAGAGGUGCCAGGCAGUGCUGUCUUGGUGUUUGACAUUGAGCUGCUGGAGCUGGUGGCCGGCCUGCCUGAGGGGUACAUGUUUGUGUGGAAUGGGGAGGUGUCCCCCAACCUCUUUGAGGAGAUCGACAAGGAUGGAGAUGGAGAAGUCCUCCUGGAAGAGUUCUCGCAGUAUAUCCACGCCCAGGUGGCCACUGGCAAAGGGAAACUCGCUCCUGGUUUUGAGGCUGAAAUGAUUGUGAAGAAUAUGUUCACCAAUCAGGACCGGAAUGGCGAUGGGAAGGUCACGGCUGAGGAAUUCAAACUCAAAGACCAGGAGGCCAAACACGAUGAACUCUAAAGCUACCAUGAGCCCAGUAGAGCCAGGGAGUGUGUAACCUAAGCCACCACUGUGGCAGAAUGCAGGGAGGGUGAGGGCCUUGGUAGCAGGUAGGCCACACAGACCUGGUGCAAACUUCAAACUGGGGGACACCCGUGAGAACCUUAGCUCAUGGGCAGAUCUGCAGGGGCCUUAGGCAGCUGUGAAAAGCACUAUGAAGGCUUUUCUGGCAGUCUCAGUCUUCUGGGAAAUUUUGUUAUUAAAGGAAAAUAGGAACAGGUAGAAGUUUCAAUUUCUUGGAGGAAACAGAAUGUCUUGUCCAGCUCUCUAUGUAAAGUGCUUAUUUUUUUUUUUUAAACUUCCCCAGUGUCUUAAAAUGUUCUCUCCAUGGACAGAAGAAGCCUGCAUGCCUGUGAGAUUCUUGCCCUGCCUCUGGCUUUUCUGUGUUCUGAAAUCCUCCACCCUGCCCCUGCAGCCCCUGUUCCCCACUCAUUGAGAAUCACAUCCCACCUGAGCAUUCCCUAGCUGGCAGGUUAUCCGGCCUCCUGCAGACAACUCCAUGGACAAACGAGUGGCUGUGAUGCUGCUGUUGCUGUGUGGAGAAUCUGCCUGGCUCUCUCCUCCCUAGAGCCCUCUCCCACCUGGGCUGUGUGGCCACUCAGCAGCCUCACUGGGCUGGGAUGAAGGAGACCUUUUCCUGCUGCUCCUCUGCAUCCUAGAGGAUGGUUUGGGGGCAAUCCGGGUCACUCCACUCUGCCACAGGAAGGCAGUAAUACUGUCUGCUGGUUGCUUUUCCCAUCAUGCAAUGGUCACAUGGCCAUCGUCACAUCACACUGUGCCUUUCUCCUGUCCUUCUGUGGUGUGGCACCACCCCCGGGAGUCAGCCAUUUCCUUUGGAAACUGCCUUUUUACUGAGGCUUUUGUGCACAGAUGUAGCCUUGAGUUGGUUUAUGGAAAUGCUGCUUCCUCUAGUGGAAUAAAUGUUGGAAACCUGA
Perognathus longimembris pacificus (Pacific pocket mouse) is the source of this 2809-nucleotide messenger RNA. RefSeq names its product FKBP prolyl isomerase 9 (gene Fkbp9). NCBI's taxonomy places the organism in Eukaryota, Metazoa, Chordata, Mammalia, Rodentia, Heteromyidae. The transcript has 10 exons. The record is from RefSeq and is a predicted model, not a curated record. Bases 117 to 1835 code for a protein of 572 amino acids. Gene Ontology annotation, molecular function: calcium ion binding; peptidyl-prolyl cis-trans isomerase activity.